AUGGGAGUUGGGGUGGAAGUAUUUGAGCAUAUUUUAUCAGCGGGGUUCACAAAAGAAUGGGAAACAGCACCUAUUCCACGCAACGAUGUCGGUCUUAUGUCGAAAACACGUCUAUACAAACGCUCACUUGAUGCACCUGGAGUGUUGGGUCUUGUAUUACAUCAUAUCAACUCCACAAUGGCCGACUUCAGUCUACAACAGAUAUUUGGUUUGACACCAGCUGUAUGCUCUCGAUAUCGAAAUUGGGGGCUGUGUAUCUUGCAAGCAACUUUAAGGGAGUUUCCAGCAGCCCGUAUCUGCUGGCCCAAAACAUUAUCAGAAUGCGAACGAUAUUCCAACUUAAUUUCAAACCGUCACCACCAUCUGACAAAAGCAAUUGGGUUCGUCGAUGGCUGUCAUCUUCCAAUCUUUACAUCUUCCGAUCUUGAUCUCCAAAACGCAUACUACAAUGGUUGGUGUUCAGCACAUUUCACCUCAAAUAUAUUCGUGUUUGCUCCUGAUGGGACAAUUAUUCACGCGACUAUUAAUGCACCUGGGAGUUGGCAUGAUGCAGCUGUCUCACGAGAUUUAUUUGCGCAACUACUUCUUGAUACUCCGGCUGGCUAUUGGAUUAUUGGCGAUACAGCAUUUCCGACCUCCAAAGAAUUGAAGGACCGAAUCAAAACUCCACCAAAGACAAGUUUCAAUGCAUACCCAUCUGAUAUUGAUGAGUGUCGCCGUUUCAUUCAAUUCAAUGAGCAAUUGGUUUCCGCCAGACAGGCAGCUGAAUGGGGAAUGAGAUGCUUGCAAGGGUCAUUUGGGCGACUUAAAUUGCCUAUGCCCGCAGAGGAUGCUGCAUACAGAUACAGGCUUUUGGAGGUAUGCAGUAGACUCCAUAAUGUACGGACAUGUUUGGAAGGGAUCAAUCAAAUCCGUACUGUGUAUGAAGGUGUUUGGAAAAGUAACGGAGAAUAUUCAGAGUUUCAAGAACUUCUUUUUCGUGAUAUUAAGAAGAACGAUAGAAUCAGAAGAUUCUAUCAUUUUGUACCUUAA
This is a messenger RNA of Morchella sextelata, 1032 nucleotides long. RefSeq lists its product as uncharacterized. The transcript has a single exon. The coding region runs from base 1 to 1032 and encodes 343 amino acids. The record is from RefSeq and is a predicted model, not a curated record. NCBI's taxonomy places the organism in Eukaryota, Fungi, Ascomycota, Pezizomycetes, Pezizales, Morchellaceae.